AUGGAUUCGGCGGAGGAUUCAAGCAAAGAUCCGCCACUAGGAUCCACAUUUUCCUCAGCACCCAAUUUAGACUCGGACAUUAAUGCAAAUGCCUGUAGGCUUAUUUAUGAGAAUGGGACGGACCACAAUGUCAACGUACAAAACGCAGCCCUGCGAGGAGCGAGUGACCCCAGCGCAUACCCGUCCACAGACUACCGCGGACUCAUCCGCCAGAGGUUCGUCCGGCGGAGUUUGUGGGUGUCAGACUCUGAGGAGCAGCCGGUGGACACGCCGGAGUGUGUCAACAGCAGCCCGGUUCUCAACAUUGACCUGCGCACCAUCGUUGACCGGAGUCGGACUCGGGUUUUUCACGGAACCCGCCUGGGUCUCGAGGAGACUUCCGGCACGGAAAGCCAGGUGGGGCUGAAGGAGAGCGCCACGGAGAGCGUGAAUGCAGAUGAGGAGAAGGGAGACAGGGACGAAUCCAAGCCCAAGGCUGAAGUCGUGUCCUCGGACGUCGCAGGUAAAUCAGGAAGUGACGAGAACGAAGAGGAGCCCGGGAUGAAGGCCGUGUCCACUUCACCUGGGGGUCGCUUCCUCAAAUUUGACAUUGAGCUGGGGAGAGGGUCCUUCAAGACGGUCUACAAAGGUCUUGACACUGACACUUGGGUCGAAGUAGCGUGGUGUGAACUCCAGGAACGAAAACUGUCCAAAGCUGAGAGACAGAGGUUCAAAGAGGAGGCAGAGAUGUUAAAGGCUCUCCAGCAUCCCAACAUUGUACGGUUUUAUGACUUCUGGGAAUCACCGGUGAAAGGGAAGAAGUGUAUCGUCCUGGUGACAGAGCUAAUGACCUCAGGGACACUAAAAACGUAUCUGAAGCGUUUUAAGGUGAUGAAGCCUAAAGUUCUUCGGAGCUGGUGCAGACAGAUUCUCAAAGGCCUCCACUUCCUCCACACAAGGACUCCUCCAAUCAUCCAUAGAGACCUCAAGUGCGACAACAUCUUCAUCACUGGUCCUACAGGCUCUGUCAAAAUAGGAGAUCUGGGCCUGGCAACACUGAAGAGGGCGUCCUUCGCUAAAAGUGUUAUUGGGACUCCAGAGUUCAUGGCCCCAGAGAUGUAUGAGGAGCACUAUGAUGAGGCUGUGGAUGUGUAUGCCUUUGGGAUGUGUAUGCUGGAGAUGGCCACCUCAGAAUACCCCUACUCUGAGUGUCAAAAUGCUGCACAGAUCUACCGUAAAGUCACCAGUGGGGUGAAACCUGCUAGCUUCAGUAAAGUCAGUGACCCUGAAAUUAAGGAAAUAAUUGGAGAGUGUAUCUGUCACAGAUGGGAAGAAAGGUACUCCAUCAAGGACCUCCUGAAUCAUGCCUUCUUUGCAGAGGAUACAGGCGUGAGGGUAGAGCUCAAUGAAGAAGACGACGGGAAGAAAUCAUCUAUUGCUCUAAAGCUGUGGGUCGAGGAUCCUAAAAAGCUGAAAGGAAAAUACAAGGACACUGGUGCCAUUGAGUUUACCUUUAACUUGGUGAAUGAGGUCCCAGAGGUGGUCGCUCAAGAAAUGGUUGAAUCAGGUUUUUUCCUGGACUGCGAUGUGAAGGUAGUUGGGAAGUCCAUCCGAGACCGCGUGGCUCUCAUCAAAUGGAGGAGGGAGCGGACUGUCUCACCAGGAAAUGGUGAGGUGCAGCAGAAGCUACUGCAAGUGCCCAGUACCGGUGUGCCACAGGGAGCCACAUUAGCUACAACAGAUUAUGAAGACCAAGAGGUGGAGCAGCAGACCCUGAUCUGUACUGUGCCAGCCACCACAUCUACCACAUCUGACAGCGGAGUGAGCUCUACCAUGCAAUUAGAUGAUCUAAACAAUCAGCAAAAUGGGCCCUACCAGUCACUUCCAGAGCCCAUUUCCACAGCUCAGAUGAUCUACAGUCCUCCUGCACAGGCUGACCCUCAGCUGCUCCAGGGGCCCUACCAGCAACCCACAGCACAGGCCUCACAUGAAAACUACACACAAACAUCUACGCAGUUACACCAGGGAGCCUACCAGCAAACCACAGGUCAACUGCAUCCUGGGGCCUAUCAACAAACUGCAGCACAACUGCACCAGGGGCCUUAUCAGUCUCAGACACGUCACUACAGUGAUCCCUUUGUAUGCCAUGACAACCUGCUCAUCACUGAGAGCUCAGUGUGUUUUAGGCGUGGAAGCGCCUCCCUGGUUGAGAUGUUACAGUGCAGGACACACUCUCUCUCUAAAACAAUGAGUCCAAGCCCCUGCCUAUGUCCGUCACAGGAUCUGGCUUCAACAAAUAACACAGAGAGCUCAGUGCAUGCCACCGACUACCUAUGUUCUAACUCUGCCCAGAAUCCGUCAGUAUCAUCUCCUCUCUCGUCCCCCCAUCAACACUCUGAUCAUGACUCAGCAAGUCAUUUUAAUUCCCCUCUCCUUCCCCUGAAUUUACAACCUCCCUCAGAACUCCAUCUGAGUGUCCCUCGCAGCCCACAGCCCCACCGCCACUGCAAGGCCUGCGUGUCUCUCCUCCUGAGGGACAGGACGAAGGGAGGCGGAUCUCUGGGACAUACACACAUCCGCUCUUUCUCCACAUCCACCCAGUUUACUCCAAUCUCUAAGCCAGGCUCACCCACAUCUCCUCAUCUGUCAAGGUCUCCUCCGGUCACUCUUCCUCCUCUUUUGGCGUCACCCUCUUCCCCAUCGUCAAACAGUCAAACAAACCUGUUGACUUCACCUUCACGUCUUUCCCCACCAUCACAAGUUGUGCUCCCACGGAGUUUGUAUGAAGGUGCAGAUCUCACUCUUCUCAACCACUGUCUCCAUCACAUCGUCGGUCGCAGGACCAGUUCUCCCACCCUCUCUGAGAGAGUAAUUAAUCAUCCAAUUCACAGCCACGGGGAAGUUGGGGGUGCUACCGCCUCAGUAUUUGAGCAUGUAGACAAAAGUCAGAGCCUGGAGGUCCCACUCUUCUGUAGCCCAAAUCUGGACAGGAACCUGCUGUUAUCACGACAUAACAGCAAAGGCAGACUGGAUCCACUGACAGUUUCUGCUCCAGCUACGCCAGCCCCCACUGCGCACCCGAGCAAACAGACAGCACAGAGCUUCCCAGCUGCAGUCCCCCCUCUACAGACACAGGUUACUGUGCAACCCAGCCAGGAGCAGUGCCAUCUCCAACCAGCUGCUGUCCUGCCCCAGUUUCCCUCACCAUAUCCUGUUGUUCAAACAGGGGGCCACAAGCCCCCUCCCUUCUCCUCCGCUCCUCUGCCAUCUGCCUACAGCAGCAGUGGCCCUUCUAUGUCUAGCACCUACUACUCACCUUCACCCCACCAUCCCUCCCUUCCUCUAACCCCUCAUGCUGCCUUACCUACUCUAGGCACACCUCAGACCCCUCUGUCCACACCUCAGCACGUGCCCAGUAUGGCACUCCCAAUCCCACUUCUUACCAUGGCCAUGUCCCCUGCUGUGCUGCAGCAGCAGGGCGGCCCUCCUACAUCUCAGCCAAACAUUUCUAGCUUCCAUACCACCCAUCCCUUACCUCUCUCCCAGGUACGAACCACCCCAUACCCUGCCCCCCACCCUGAGCAGGAACUGGCUGAGCAGCCUGUCCAGGUACAGACGAUUGCUCCACAGGGGAACCUGGGAGAUGUUCAGCUUUUGGCUCCGGUCCACCCUGUCUUGCCUGCUGUUCAGACUCCUCUCUGGGGAAGCAGGGUAGAGGCAGAAACUACUGCAGCUGCACCUGCACAAACUCCAGCUCUUGUCCCAGCACAAAACCAACCACCAGUCCCAGUAUCAGCUCAAGCUGCAGCCAUGCCUCAAACUCCAGCUCAAGCCCUAACUUCAGUCCCAAUACAGGUUCCAAUAACAGUACCAGCUCCAGGCCCAGUUAAAGCACCAGUCUGUGCAUCAGGUUCUACUUUUGAACCAGCCUCAUCUACAAGCUCAGACACAUCUUCUGUUAUUGGUAAACCCAAACACUCAAUCCCAGGUUUGGUCUCAGCCCCAGUCCCUAUCACCCUGCCAGCCCCAGUUCAUCCUGCAGCCCCUGCUCCUCCUCCAGCUCCUGUCGCAGCUUCAGUCCCAGCUCCAGUCCCAGCUCCAGUUCCGCAGCCUGCUGGCAUCCAGACAGCAGUCUCAUUGCCUGAGAGUGCCAGCCUGGCCACAACUCAGCAAAACCUUGAAACGACAUCUGCAUCUAGCACCCUUCAACAAGAGCCCCGUGUAGAGGAUGUGCAUCAGGACAAACCAGUAUCCUUACCCAACUAUGCGUAUGACAGCCUCAACUCUGAUGUGGCAUCUGGUAAGGAAACCAGUGACGGCUAUGACAGCUUGGCAAGUGGGGGGAAAGGGGACGGAAAACCCAGGAAACACCACCGCAAGUCUGCCCGUACACGUUCCCGGCAAGAAAAGACCAGCAAACCCAAACUUAGCAUGCUCAAUGUUUGCAACACUGGUGAUAAAAUGGUCGAAUGCCAGCUGGAGACACACAAUCACAAAAUGGUGACAUUUAAAUUUGAUCUAGAUGGAGAUGCUCCAGAGGAAAUUGCUACUUACAUGGUAGAGAAUGGCUUUAUUCUACUGUUAGAGAAGGAGAUCUUCAUUGACCAGCUUAAGGACAUUGUGGAUAAAGCUGAAGACAUGCUGAAUGAAGACAUAGAGGGUGAAAGGGCCUCCACCUUGAGUUGCAGUCCUCAGCAAGGCCAGAUGUCUGAGGGGCUAGUGGGAGAGGGUCAGCAGCCUGGAGCACCACAGCCUGUCUAUCAGCAGAAUGUUCUUCAUACAGGAAAAAGAUGGUUCAUAAUCUGCCCUGUAGAGGAGACACCCACAUCCAGCCAGGAGACCCCAUCUGAAGGCACAACUACGCAGUCACCUGGGAGUUCAACCACUACCCAGCCUACUGACAGUGGCACCGCAAGGCCAUCCAGAGAUGAGGGGUCAUCUUCCACAAUGUCUGGUGGAAGUGGAGGCUUCUCCUAUGACGUGUAUGGAUUCUGCAGCCCUCCAAUAAUGUCUAACACAGACCCACUUCUUUUAGCCACUCUGUCACCUCCCGUAUCUGCUCCCCCAACCCUUCAGUCUGUAUCAUCAGUGGAGCCUGCAGGCAGCUCGGUGCAGCCCAGUGUGCACCAGGCCCAGCCAGCCAGGGCUCAGACUUUGCCCCCGUCGUCUCCACAUACGUCUUUCCCAGUUGAUGAGUCACAGGGAUCCCCUCUGGGCUCCAUCUCGCCAAUACAUGCCACUCAGCAGAUGCCUGACAUGACAUGUCCUGUUUCUAUGGCUGAGGAGGUGCCCUGCUGCCCUCUGGUCAUGCCGCUAUCUUUGGAUGUGAGCGGUUCACAGGGUGGGUCUCCUCUCACCCCACUUCCACUCCAGGAGCCAGGUUCAGCCAAAGAGCCGCUGUCUGUCUCCUACACCUCUGCAGCUCGAAGCGAACGACCGCAGCAGCCUGUGGUGCUCCACCAGCCUUUUUCCAGUGUGGGAGGGACCAAAGUGUCCUCGCUACCCCAGAGCCCAGCGCCAUCCCAGCAGGGUGCAGGGCCUGGUGAGUCAGAUGGUGAAGGACGGCUUAGCCGUGGGGGCUUUGUGGACAGCACCAUAAAAACACUAGACGAGAAACUAAGGAACUUGCUCUACCAGGAAUAUGCUCCCAUGUAUCCAUCAGGCAGUGCUGCAGAGACACCAGGCUCUGGUACUGAGUAUAUCCAGUCUCCUCCUGGUCCAGACAGCGCCGCAGGAGGGUCAGGAAACAGCACGCCGGGGCCAAUGGGGGAGGGACGCUAUAGGGGAGGAGAACAGCUGCCUCAAAUUCCAGAGAGAAUGGAUAGUUUAAGCACACUGAGUGACUCAGCCGUGUGUGCUUCUCUGUCAAGAAGACACGUUCCUCAUUCUGCUUCCUGCUCUGGAACAAGAGGUCGAUUUAAGAUAAUCUCUGUACCUCCCGAAGUGGCCAACAGACGAGAUGUGAAACAAAGGAGCUGGAGCAGCGCUGCCUCACCAGCACACCCUGUAGGAUACAGUGGGGACCAUGUUCAGGCCGAGGCCAUGGUUGCCUCCACAACAAUUGGCCGUUUCUCUGUGGUUAGCACUGAAGACGACAUUACACAGAGGACACGCUGCAGCCGCUACUCUGCCCCGCCUGACUUCUACCUGGAUACGCCUCCUUCCAUGGCCAAGCGGGGUUCCCUGCCUCGUGCCCUGACUUCGAACUCUGUCCCCGUGGAUGUCACGGUCCAUGCUCGCUUUCUGUCCUCGGACUCGGGGGCUGAGAGUAGCCCUGCAAAGCUGGCUCCUGCCACCCCAUCUCACCAUACCCGCUCCGAGCGCAGAGGAAGUGACCUCAUGAAGAGGGCAGUGGCCUUCCUCCGUCGUUCAGGGCGCAGCAGCAGUGUGCAGAGCUCUGACUCACCGAGCAGGCAUGGAGGCGUGCACGGCUCAGCCUAUGGCAGCAGCGAUAAUGACUCAGAGAUGGAGGACUCGGACAUGAAGAGGGAACUACAGAGACUCAGGGAGAAGCAUCUGAGGGAGAUCUCUGAGCUGCAGGCCCAUCAGCGGGGAGAAGUGGAACUGCUAUAUCACCGGCUUGGCAAAGUCCCUCCUCCUGGCCUGGGUUUCUCGCACGUUGCACCACAUGCUGGCCGUAGGAAGAGGUCCAGCAAGCACAAACUGAAGCCUGGCAAACUUCUCAGCCCUCUGGUUCAGCAAUUUAGAAAUGUCACAACCAAAACUAGUGACUCCAGCAGAUCCAGUGCUGCGACUGGUACAGGUGAGCCCACAUUGAGUUUAAAUGGCUCUCCAGCUAAAGGGUCUUUCCCCACUCAUGGCAGGGCGAGGUCAUGCACAAGCCACAUUCCCAGCUCUACAUCAGAGCCUGUGCAGACUCAGCAGCCCUGUUCCCUCAAGGGGUCUUUGUCUUCUGAUAAUAUUUACGCUGGACUACACGGAGACGGUACCAGCACACAAGCUCCACUCGGACAAGGCUGGUCUAAUUACCCUCAACCAUCUGAGAGAGUGACCUAUAAAUCCAGUAGCAAGCCACGAGCUAGAUUUCUCAGUGGGCCUGUGUCUUUAUCUAUCUGGUCAACCCUGAAGCGACUGUGUCUCGGCAAGGAGCGCGGCAGCAGGUCUGCAGCCGGAUCAGGGUCUUUCAAUCAAUCACAGCAGCCGCCUACCAGUGCCACACCUCCUCAUCAGCCAGUGAUGGGACUGGCCCAAGCUCAGGCCAAUAACAGCAACAACAAGACAGCCACAUACACUGGCGCAUCAAGGAGCUCCAAUGAAAACAACCUGCCUGAAGACUUGCAGCGCCUGAUGGACGACUGGGCCCAGGAGGUUCUUAUUGUCACCCACAGGCCGCGAACCAACUCUCUGAGCAUCAGUGGGCAGCAGCUGUGGGAUCAGGUUAUGCCUCAAACACACAGACAACUAACUUGUGCUUCAGAUGUAUCAUCAUGGAUAGCCCCUGGUCCAGGGGCCUGCGGUCCGCCCCUGUUGUGGCCUGACACCUCCAUGAUGACCAGCCAGUCCACAGGGCCCCAUCCCAGCUAUCAGCUACACUCUCCUGCUCCGUUCAGGGCCUUGUCCUCCUUCCCUCUCCCUUCAGGAGUUUUUGCCUUUCCUGCUGUGCCCUCAGCCCAGGAUGCCCCAAGCCCUGCCCCAGCUCCAUCAUAUCAGCCGCCCGACCCCAAAGCCAGGACUCUCUAACCUGAGUAGCAUUGCGUCUUCCAACUCUAGUACCAAAAAGAAAUCUCAUUAUAGUUCUAGUCAAUCUUAUGUGCAUAUACUGUAUAGAUUUAACCAGCAUGUAUGUAACCAUAUGUACAUACUCGUCUCGAUUCUUGAGUUUUAUGUUGUUUGUUUAAUUUGCAUCAACAUACCUCAUGUCCAUAUUACAGUACAUAACCCAUGAGUGCAGUGCAACGGUAGUAGUACAUUUAAAGAUGUAUAGUUAGCCAAGUCAGGCUUAAAAGUGCAGAUUUUUGUCAUUGCUUACAUACCUUUCCACUCACUGAAUGUACAUAAUGUACGGUUCAUUCAUGCUGUGUUUAUAUAAAUAGUUCAUGUUUGUGUUUGCUCAUAUCACUCCUAUAUAUAAGCUGCUGUGUGUAUAUAUGAAUUCUUGUUAGUCUGUACAUAGCUCCUGUGUUUGUACAGUUAACAUUAGAUAACCCAUAGGUUGGUGCUGCAGCUAUGUGUCUUAAUGCAACACCUUAUUAGCCACCAUCAUGCCGUCACUGUGAAGACUUGACAUCCUGGUCACUAGGACCGGUUGCUUAACUUUGCUCUCUCAGUCCAAGGAUAGGUUUCAUUCUUCAUCGAUGAAAUGCU
Messenger RNA from Toxotes jaculatrix (banded archerfish), 8304 nucleotides. It is a transcript of the gene wnk2, whose product is annotated as WNK lysine deficient protein kinase 2. Lineage: Eukaryota; Metazoa; Chordata; Actinopteri; Toxotidae. Gene Ontology annotation, biological process: negative regulation of sodium ion transport; positive regulation of sodium ion transmembrane transporter activity; intracellular signal transduction. Bases 1 to 7680 code for a protein of 2559 amino acids. Gene Ontology annotation, cellular component: cytosol; cytoplasm. The transcript is spliced from 30 exons. The record is from RefSeq and is a predicted model, not a curated record. Gene Ontology annotation, molecular function: protein serine/threonine kinase activity; potassium channel inhibitor activity; chloride channel inhibitor activity.